This is a messenger RNA of Ilex paraguariensis (yerba mate), 1953 nucleotides long. The record is from the annotation of a GenBank genome assembly. NCBI's taxonomy places the organism in Eukaryota, Viridiplantae, Streptophyta, Magnoliopsida, Aquifoliales, Aquifoliaceae.
AAAAAACAUCCAUCGGAUGGAUUACUUAGCCAAUUCGUCCUUCAAAUAGUCCCCAAACGUAUCUAAAAACCAAGCAGUGUACGAACUCACAAAAACACAUUAAAUAAUGGCUGCAUUACCUUCAAUUUCAUUCCCAACCUUACCCUUCCAAAACCCCAUUUUGUCCUUCCCCUCCCUCUCCUCUAUCCUGUCUCGGAUUCCCCGGAAACCAUCCAUUCUCAUCGCCGGCGUUCGCGAAACCACCCGCCUGAAAACUCUUUGCAAGCAGACGGAAGACGACAUGUCCGCUACCGUUCCGAUGACUGCGACGCCCCUCCUGCGUAACUCGGAGAACGAACCAUUUUUGGAUUCUAGAAAUCGGGCAGGAAAGGAGGAUAUGCUGACAACCAAUGUUCAACAAGAGACAUGCUCUUCGAGUAAAACUCACAAGAAUAGAUAUUCUUUAAACUCCAUCAAAUGCUUUGGCGUGGACCUAACCCCAGAUACCAUUGCAGUUGCAAUGGUGUAUUUCGUCCAAGGUGUUUUAGGCCUUUCUAGGCUUGCUGUCAGUUUUUACUUAAAAGAUGAUUUGCAUCUGGAUCCUGCGGAGACAGCUGUGAUAUCCGGUUUUUCAGCAUUACCGUGGCUUAUCAAGCCUCUCUACGGUUUUAUCAGUGACUCCUUCCCACUUUUUGGGUACCGAAGAAGAUCAUACUUGGUUCUAUCAGGGCUUCUUGGAGCGCUCUCGUGGAGUUUGAUGGCCACUUUUGUUGACAGCAAGUAUGGUGUUGCUUUUUGUAUACUUAUUGGAUCCCUUUCUGUUGCCUUCUCAGAUGUAGUUGUAGAUUCCAUGGUUGUGGAGAGAGCUCGUGGUGAGUCUCAAAGCAUGUCAGGAUCUCUUCAGUCUUUGUGUUGGGGUUCCUCGGCUUUUGGGGGAAUUGUAAGUUCCUACUUUAGUGGCUCCCUGGUGGAUGCUUAUGGUGUAAGGUUUGUUUUUGGUGUCACAGCAUUGCUUCCAUUGAUGACUUCUGCUGUUGCUAUGCUUGUGAAAGAGCAGCCCAUGCUUGGCCCAGAAAGGGGACAGAAUCUAUCUUUGACCAGUCCUGGCUUCUUUGAGAGCUCGAAACAUAGUAUUGUUCAGUUGUGGGAUGCUGUUAGGCAGCCCAAUGUUUUCCUUCCCACUUUAUUUAUAUUUUUGUGGCAGGCAACACCACAGUCAGAUUCAGCCAUGUUUUUCUUUACCACAAAUAAACUUGGUUUCACCCCAGAAUUUCUAGGACGCGUUAAGCUUGUGACUUCAGUUGCCUCACUUCUUGGUGUUGGAAUUUAUAAUGGUUUCUUAAAAAAUGUUCCUCUGCGGAAGAUAUUUCUAGUAACAACUGUUAUUGGUGCGGCUCUGGGAAUGACCCAGGUUUUCCUCGUUACUGGACUAAAUCGGCAGUUUGGCAUAAGUGAUGAGUGGUUUGCAGUUGGGGAUUCUUUGAUUAUAACGGUUCUCAGUCAGGCCUCUUUCCUGCCUGUUCUUGUGUUAGCAGCGAGAAUUUGUCCACAGGGAAUGGAAGCAACCCUUUUUGCGACCCUCAUGUCUAUAUCUAACGGAGGGAGUGUCCUUGGGGGGCUGAUUGGUGCUGGUCUGACCCAGCUCUUUGGUGUUACCAAGGACAAAUUUGAUAACUUAGCCUUUCUGAUAGUCCUCUGCAGUCUCAGCUCCUUGUUACCUCUACCACUUCUUGGCCUCCUCCCUGAAGAUAACUCUAGUGCGAAGUUAGAGAGUGAUGAUCUUGAGAUGAAGUCUAAUUGAUUUGGAUUCCGUGUUACAUAUGUAGGUAAAACAGCUUUUGAUAAUGUGCUUACUGGUUCAGGUCUUCAACCUGGAUGUAAAUUUUUGAAAUAAUUACACUGUUGGGUUUGGGUGUUGGGGGGAGAGAGAGAGAGAGAGAGAGAGAGAGAGAGAGAGAGAGAGAUGCAAAUAUC